CACGUAUCUCGCGAAAAGGCGAGGCCGUCGGGCACCCCGGGCAACUUCAGACAGCACACACGCGUUUCAUGUCAAAUCGCAAACUCGAUCGCGAAUAACGCCGGGCCGUCUCAAUCUUUUUGUGCGACUUGCGCGCGGGGAUAACGGUUCCGUCCGUGGCCUGUCCUAUCAGCCCCUGCGCGUUGGUGGGCCGUGUGCUUUUGACAGCUCUAGACAGCCCGAAACAAUAAUUCCGCACUAUUUAGCCGCACGCUCCCUCCUACCCUCUUAUCUUCGCUAUAUUCUUUACAUUUUAAGACGUGACGUCUCUCUCGUGACGUGCCACGUGAGAGAAAGAAAUGAAAUUUGGACGGGGUGUGAAAAGUGCAGCUUAAAAGGACGGUCCUCGUUAACUGUGCUUGCUCGAAACGCGUUUUUCUUCGGGGACAUGGUAAACAGCGAGGCCAAUGCCAGGCGUAUCGCGAUGGUCGAAAACUGCUUCGGCAGUUCGGGUCAGCCGCUCGCAGUACCCGGCCGAGUUCUGGUGGGUGAAGGGGUCCUGACAAAAAUGUGCAGGAAGAAGCCCAAACCUAGACAGUUCUUCCUAUUCAACGACAUAUUGGUUUACGGAAAUAUUGUGAUUAAUAAGAAAAAGUACAACAAACAGCAUAUAAUACCAUUGGAGGAGGUAAAGUUGGAGUCUCUAGCAGACGAAGGUCAAUAUCGUAAUGGAUGGCUCAUUAAGACAGUAACAAAGUCGUUUGCUGUUUAUGCUGCUACUCCAACAGAAAAGCAAGAAUGGAUGGCACAUAUCACGAAAUGUAUCGAAGAUUUGUUAAGAAAGAGCGGUAAAAAGCCUGUCGAGGUCCACGCAGCUGUUUGGGUGCCAGAUAACGAAGCUACAAUUUGUAUGCACUGCAAUAAAACACAAUUCACAGUAUUAAACAGACGGCAUCAUUGUAGGCAAUGUGGAGCAGUAGUUUGUGGACCAUGCAGUAAUAAGAAAUUAUUACUGCCUGGACAAGGAAAUGGGAAAGCUGUCAGAGUCUGUUUACAAUGUUACGAUGCCGCUAGUAAAAUCAAAGCUAUACCCACGACUGCUGUGGAUAGCUUAAAUAACAAAGAUCCGCAACGUAAUUCCGCUGACAGUUCAGGAGGUGACAGUUCUGGAGAUGACGAUGACGGAAAUAAGGAAGAGAAUCACGAUGAGCCUAAAUUCUAUUCCACGCUCGGCCGAUGAAAAUGACUGUACAUCAUAACGCGAAAUAUGAAACGAAAUACGAAAGAGAUACGAAAAUUCUACAGAAAAA
This is a messenger RNA of Wasmannia auropunctata (little fire ant), 1289 nucleotides long. It is a transcript of the gene rush, whose product is annotated as pleckstrin homology domain-containing family F member 2. The coding region runs from base 428 to 1219 and encodes 263 amino acids. Lineage: Eukaryota; Metazoa; Arthropoda; Insecta; Hymenoptera; Formicidae. The record is from RefSeq and is a predicted model, not a curated record. Gene Ontology annotation, cellular component: early endosome. Gene Ontology annotation, molecular function: phosphatidylinositol binding; metal ion binding. The transcript has 8 exons.